UGAUUGUGUGAUAUUAUUCAUACAAUUCAUUGCAAACAUAAUGUUAUAAAACAAACAUUAAAUGAUUUGAUAAACAUUUGUAACAUUUGUGACAAAACUUGAAUUUAAACGACAAGUGAUUUGAUUUAAUAAUAGUUGACUUUUAAGUGUAUGAAUAGUUAGCAGCAAUGGGUCGCCGAUCAAUAAAUACGACAAAAAGCGGUAAAUAUAUGAACCCGACUGACCAACACCGCAAAGAGGCCCGAAAAAGGGAACUCAGAAAGAACAAAAAACAACGAUUGAUUGUACGGACGGCUGUCCUCAAAGGCAAAGACCCGUUUCAGAUCAUUGCCGACUUAGAAAGGUUGGAUCAAAUGGAGUACAACGUGACGACACCGCCGCCGCUCAAUGAAAAGGUCUUAAAAGAUAAACGAAGAAAAAUGAAAGAAACGUGGGAUCGACUCUUAAGACUUUAUUGUAAAGACGAUCAGCAAAGGUUUGUUGAACUGAAGAGAAUGGAAGCGGAAUACGAAUCAAAGCGGAACCAAAUGAUUAAAUUUUAUGAAUCAGUCAAAUCAGCUCAAGAAGUAUCUAUUGAUGACAUUCCUUUACCAUCGGCUCCAAUGGAACCAUCUUUGGCUACUACUUCAGUUCCAAUGACGUCAAUUGAACCAAUGUUACCGCAAUCGAUACUUAAGAGAUCAAAUGUUUUAACGAUGCAAUCCGUACAUAAAACGCCUCCUGGAGUACCUCCCGGUCCGCCACCAGUUUUCAGUGAUUAUGAAGACAAUGACGACGAUGACGAUAUAGAAAGUGAAGAUGAAAUGGAUAAUAAUAAAAGAAUACGAUUUAGUGAUGAAAUGCAAACAAAUGAAAAGGACUCAGAAGUUAAUGACUUUCUUAAAGAAUUAGAACAAAUUGAGAAACCUGUUAACAAUAGUGAUAGUGUGUCUCAAACUAUACAAUCUAUUCAAUCAUUGCCUGCAAUGGUAGCCCAUCAAACACAGGGCGCUGCUAUACCUCCGCCACCAUCUCUUCUAACAAACGUGACAUCAGCACCACCUCAGCCUCGAAUGUUUGCACCACUUUUUAGACCUCCAAUUCCUCAUCCAUCAGCUCAACCACCAAAUAUGACCGGUUUAUUAGUCAACAAACCACAUAUGUCAGCACCAAUGCCUGGUCCACCUCUAGCUAACUCAAUGAGACCAGGGUUACCACCGCGAAUGAUAAAUUCAAGACCAGUGAUGCAACCGAUGCGACCAAUGCCAGUGCAAACAACACCUUUUCCAUCGGCACCGAUGACAACAAAACGUGAUGAUAAAAAAACACACAUUGUUUCCGAUAGAGCGACCAUUGAAGCCAAACCUCAACUGAGAAAUCUUAGUGCAGAUGCGACAAGAUUUACACCGGUGGCACUUCGGGUCAAACGGGAUGAUAAACAUUUCAAGAAACCAAAUCCAAAAAUUGGUUUUAGCGAAAUGAAGAAGUAUUCAUCUAUUAGUGAUAAGACUGGUCUGAACGCACCGACAAAAGGUGACGCUUACGACCAGUUUAUGAAAGAAAUGGAAAAUCUAUUGUAAAAAGAGUUGACCACUAAAUCGGAUCUCAAUUUAUAAGACAAAUCAAAGACAAAAAAUAUUUAUUAAAGUUAUAAUAUAUUUGAAGCCAACAACAGAUGUCGCUCUCAAUGUGUUUACUGG
This is a messenger RNA of Oppia nitens, 1679 nucleotides long. RefSeq names its product WW domain-binding protein 11-like. The record is from RefSeq and is a predicted model, not a curated record. Gene Ontology annotation, biological process: mRNA cis splicing, via spliceosome. Gene Ontology annotation, cellular component: spliceosomal complex. The transcript has 4 exons. Lineage: Eukaryota; Metazoa; Arthropoda; Arachnida; Sarcoptiformes; Oppiidae. Bases 168 to 1559 code for a protein of 463 amino acids.